AGCCCCGAGGCGGAGGAGGGCGCGGCUGGCGGUGCGCGGCUUUGGCGGUCCCUGAGUUGUGGUUCCCGGGGGGAGCGAGAGGCUCAGGAUGUCGAGGAACUUCUCUGACACAGGCAGCAGAAAAGAGCAUGUUAAAAUCACAAGUGAGCCCAAACCAGGGUUCCUGGAGCGGCUCAGUGAGACUUCUGGAGGCAUGUUGAUUGGACUUGUGACAUUUCUUCUGGCUUUCUACCUUCUUUUUACCAAUGAAGGACGAGCUUUAAGGACAGCCAAGUCUCUCGAUGAGGGCCUUUCUCUUGUGGUCCCUCUUGACAGCAUCCACAGUAUCUCUCAGCAGAAUGAGGGGAGACUGGUACACUUGGCUGGAGCUCUGAGUACAUCUAAGCCUUUGUUUGACCCCAGCUAUGGGCUCUCCAUCCAAGCUGUCAAACUUAAGCGUAAUGUGGAAAUGUACCAGUGGGUUGAAUAUGAAGAUUCCAAGGAAUAUGAGGAGGAUGGUGAGAUUAAGAAAGAGACAAAGUAUUCAUACAAUACAGAGUGGAAAUCGGAAGUUGUGAACAGCAGAAACUUUGAUCGAGAAAUUGGACACAAAAACCCAAGUGCCAUGGCUGUGGAGUCUUUCACUGUUGUUUCUCCUAACGUCCAGGUUGGCAGCUUUGUUCUUUCCAAGGGUCUCGUGGAUAAAAUUGAUGAUUUCAAGCAGUUGAGCUUGUCACACCUGGAAGAUCCCCAUGCUGAUGUUACCCGAAGAGAAGAUUAUUUCUAUCACAGCGACAACCCCAGGCGUCCAGAAGUAGGAGACCUUCGUGUCUCUUUCUUCUAUGCAGGUCUGAGUGGAGAUGAUCCCCAUUUGGGCUCUGCUGAUAAGGUGACUGUGAUUGCUCGGCAGCGAGGUGAUCAGCUGGUUCCAUAUCAUACCAAGUCUGGAGAUGUUCUGGAGAUUCUGUACCCUGGGGACCUCUCUGUGGAGGAGGUGUUUCAGAAGGAGCAUGAGAGUAACACCAUGAAGACCUGGGCCCUCCGUGCAGCUGGCUGGCUCUCAAUGUUUGUGGGCAUCAGCCUGAUGACCAGGAUCUUUUACACGUUAGUGGACUGGUUUCCUGUUGUGAGGGACCUGGUUAACGUUGGCUUGAAGGCGUUUGCCGUGUGUGUGGCCAGCUCGCUGUCCCUGCUGACCAUCUCCGUGGGCUGGCUCUUCUACCGCCCGCUCUGGGCCCUGCUCCUCGCGCUGCUCUCCAUUGUCCCCAUCCUGGUGGCCAGAUCCCGUGUUCUGCCCAAGAAGCAGCAGUGACAAGGAGGUGGUCGGGUCUUGAGCUGAAUCCUGACCUUAAAGGAAGUAUUUCCCCCUUGAGACAGAAAGGCCAGAACUCUACCUCACCACUGAUUUGGGUAAGCUAUGGAUCAAAGCAGGCAUCAGCAUUCCUUUGGCCACCUCUCUGCAGACAAAUAAAAAGCAGCUGGAUGCUUUAGUUCUGAGCAAGCAGGGAAAAAUGAAAACGAGAAAAAUGGGAAAAGAGACUGUUGAUGACAGGAGUGCCUCAGGAAACUCAACUAUUAGUGCUGAGUGAUACAAAAGAGAGCAAAAACCCCAACAAAGCAAAGUGAUCUUAGAAGGUGCAGCUCUUUUCCCAUGUCCAAGGACAAAAGGAAAAAUCUGAUAAUGAAGUGAUACCUGUGAUCUCAAAGGAAACUAGAUACUGAAUUAGGUUGGUCCCUGACAGCUCAGAAACACAAGUGCAGAGAAAGACCCUAAGGCCCUAACUGGUAAAGGAUACUUCUAUCCUUUAUGUUUCUAUGUUUCCUGCAUCUGAAAACACCAAAGCAAAGCCUGUCAUCACAAUUUCUCAAAAGGGAACAA
Molecule: messenger RNA, 1858 nt
Organism: Vidua chalybeata
Lineage: Eukaryota; Metazoa; Chordata; Aves; Passeriformes; Viduidae
Gene: TMEM43
Product: transmembrane protein 43
Exons: 13
Coding region: 89-1291 (400 amino acids)
Biological process (GO): nuclear membrane organization
Cellular component (GO): nuclear inner membrane
Source: RefSeq, a predicted model, not a curated record